Colletotrichum costaricense is the source of this 285-nucleotide messenger RNA. RefSeq lists its product as uncharacterized. NCBI's taxonomy places the organism in Eukaryota, Fungi, Ascomycota, Sordariomycetes, Glomerellales, Glomerellaceae. Bases 1 to 285 code for a protein of 94 amino acids. The record is from RefSeq and is a predicted model, not a curated record. The transcript is spliced from 2 exons.
AUGAAGGUGAUCGUCUUGUUAACGGCACUGGCGGCUUGCAUUGCUGCAUUGCCUGCUAUUCCUCAUUCAGGUCAGGCUCAAACCAGUGCAGAUGAAUCCUACCUCCCCAUGAGGAUACGGGCCGAGACCAGCGCCGACGAAUCAUACCUUCCAAUGAGGCGGGCAGAGACGAACGCAGAUGAAUCUUACGACCCUAUGAAGCGCGCUGAAACCAGUGCCGACGAGUCUUAUGACCCCAUGAAGCGCGCUGAAACCAGCGCCGAUGAGUCCUAUCUUCCCAUGUAG